UUCAUAUUAUUUAAAAAAUAAAAAUUAAUUGAAAGAUUAAAACCCUAGUCUAACAUCUACGAAAUCCUUCAAAUUGCUGCGAAUACCACUGAACUUGGUGGUUGCUUCUGGAAUAACUUCACCGCCUCCUUGCUCCUCGCCGUUACCGCAUCGUCAAUUUCGGUUUUCUCUCUCUAAGACAUAAUUGCAAUUGAAGUUGGAGUUUCAGCUUAAAUGGCUGGCAGAGGAUAUGGUCGAGGAGGGGGAAGAGGCGGAUUUCAAAAGUAUACACGGCCAGAGCCAUUUGUACUUUAUCCCGAGGAUAUUAAUUUGCCUGAUGUUAAACUCGGCGAAAAGGAUACUAGUAUGAAACAGUUGAUUAAAUGGGAUUUAAGUUUUGAUAGUUAUUUUAAAGCGGCUCCUUAUCUCUUGGAUGACAUGGAAUUAAAAGGGCGCAAAAGGAUGCACAUAGAAAGAUUUUCUGACAAGAAGAAGACCAUGUUUACUCGAGAUUCUCUGUCUCAGGUUUUAUGUUUCGACGGAUUUGUUAAGGAGUUGGUUCCAGGUAAAUCUAAGCAGAUGCCGAGUCGGAAAAAAUUUCGAUGGAACCCAGAAGCUGAUGCGAAAAAAUUGGCAUUCUUUGAAGAACUAGAGAAAAAGUUCCUGGCACAAGAGGGUAAAGAUCAAAAGAAGAAAAAAGACGAAGAAAGUGAAGAUGAAGAUGAAAAUGGAGAGGGAAACGAGUCGGAAGACGAUUUUAACGAUGGUGAUUAUAAUCAGAACGUAGAUUAUGAUGACGAUGACGAUGACUUUAAUGAUGUCGAGGCUGGGAAUGAUGAAGAUGUCUAUUAAGAUAAUAUGGAGAAUGCUUGUUUUCUCAUCCUGUGUCUGCUUCUAUACUAGCAUGAUUAUUGCUUCUAGGCCUUAACUUGUCUGCUAUAAAAUAAUUUAGUUAAUUUAAUGAAACUAGUGUCUGUUUUCUUGUAAAUUCUUUGUUUAACUUUCUGCAUGACCAGAAUAAAUGUAGUUGAUUGAGUAGGUUAAUAAGUAAAUAUGGGGUUUGCUGAUAGAGAAGUUAAAUAAGGUUAGUUUUUACCA
Molecule: messenger RNA, 1077 nt
Organism: Lathyrus oleraceus (garden pea)
Lineage: Eukaryota; Viridiplantae; Streptophyta; Magnoliopsida; Fabales; Fabaceae
Exons: 9
Coding region: 214-831 (205 amino acids)
Biological process (GO): transcription by RNA polymerase III
Cellular component (GO): RNA polymerase III complex
Source: RefSeq, a predicted model, not a curated record